GACCUGCUGCAGUUUAGUCAACGAAAUACUAGUGCUGGAUAAAGAUCGUUUCGAGAGAUAUUAUGACGUUUCUUUGACAUUUAAGACCUUUAUGUCCUAACAGAACCCGAGUAAAGUCUGACCUGACAGAGGUUAUGAUGAAUUAGCAUUAGCUGAGUGAUAUUCUUCAGACAGUGUGUGACUGACACCAAGAACUGGUACGAGGGACUUUGGUGCUUCUAACGUUAGCUAGCACAACAACUUAGCUAAACGUUUUGAGUCGACCUUACUGCUGCGACAGUUGUUGUCUGGCGUCGGCGUUAGCCGUCAGCUGUCGUGUGGCUGCUGCUGUUAGCUCAUGUGUAGCUACAGUUAUUGCCUCCCAGUGGUGGAAAAAGUAUUCAGAUCUUUUAACGAUUCUUGUGGUAGUUUGAGAUCCUUCAGGGGCUCUCAAAGCAGCAUGGCCCCCAAAGACAUCAUGACCAAUUCCCAUGCCAAAUCCAUCCUCAAUGCAAUGAACUCACUUCGCAAAAGUAACACACUCUGUGACAUCACUCUGAGGGUGGAGAACACAGAUUUUCCAGCUCACCGGAUUGUCUUGGCUGCCUGCAGUGACUAUUUUUGUGCCAUGUUCACCAGUGAGCUUGCAGAAAAGGGGAAAUCUUUUGUUGACAUUCAGGGACUCACUGCAUCAACUAUGGAGAUCUUAUUGGACUUUGUCUACACAGAGACUGUGCUUGUCACAGUGGAAAAUGUACAAGAACUUCUCCCUGCGGCCUGUUUGUUGCAGCUUAAAGGGGUGAAGAGAGCAUGCUGUGAUUUUUUGGAAAGCCAGCUUGAUCCUUCCAACUGUCUGGGUAUUCGUGACUUUGCCGAAACUCACAAUUGCCUUGACCUGAUGCAGGCCGCCGAGCUCUUUUCCCAGAAGCAUUUCUCCGAGGUGGUUCAGCACGAGGAGUUCAUGCUGCUGAGCCAGACAGAAGUUGAAAAGCUUAUAAAAUGUGAUGAAAUACAGGUGGACUCGGAGGAGCCUGUAUUUGAAGCUGUGUUAAAUUGGGUUAAACACAACCGAAAAGAAAGGGAGCCCUACCUGCCUGACAUGCUGGAGUUUGUUCGAAUGCCACUCCUUACCCCCCGCUACAUUACAGAUGUCAUUGAUGCUGAGCCUCUCAUUCGGUGUAGUCUGCCAUGUCGAGACCUCGUUGAUGAAGCCAAAAAAUUCCACUUAAGACCAGAGCUGAGGAGUGAGAUGCAGGGCCCACGCACACAAGCCAGAUUAGGUGCCAAAGAAGUCCUGCUGGUUAUAGGUGGGUUUGGCAGCCAGCAGUCUCCUAUUGACAUAGUUGAGAAGUAUGAUCCCAAAACUCAAGAAUGGACCUUUCUACCUAAUAUUGCACGGAAAAGGCGUUACGUGGCUACAGUGUCUCUACACGAUCGAGUUUAUGUAAUCGGAGGCUAUGACGGCCGCUCCAGGCUCAGCUCUGUGGAGUGCCUGGACUACACAGCGGACGAGGACGGGGUUUGGUACACCGUCGCCACCAUGAAUGUGCGUCGUGGCCUUGCUGGUGCCACAACACUUGGAGACAUGAUCUAUGUGGCUGGAGGCUUUGAUGGAAGCAGGCGUCAUACCAGCAUGGAGCGAUAUGAUCCCAAUAUUGACCAGUGGAGCAUGCUGGGAGAUAUGCAGACAGCUAGAGAGGGAGCUGGUCUGGUGGUGGCAAGUGGCCUGAUAUACUGUCUAGGUGGAUACGAUGGGCUAAACAUCUUGAAUUCAGUGGAACGGUACGACCCACACACAGGACACUGGACCAGUGUCACGCCCAUGGCUACGAAGCGGUCAGGGGCUGGCGUGGCUUUACUCAAUGACCACAUUUAUGUAGUGGGAGGAUUUGAUGGUGUUUCACACCUCGACUCUGUGGAGGUGUACAACAUCAGGACGGACUAUUGGACAACUGUAGCCAGCAUGACGACACCUCGGUGUUACGUUGGAGCAACCGUCCUCCGAGGGCGACUGUAUGCCAUUGCCGGAUACGACGGGAACUCUCUCCUCAGCAGUAUUGAAUGUUAUGACCCGGUUAUCGACUCCUGGGAGGUCGUCACUUCCAUGGCGACCCAACGGUGCGACGCAGGCGUCUGUGUUCUGCGAGAGAAGUGAUAUUAAAAAAAAAAAAACAAGAACCACAAGUGGAAAAGCAAGCAGGACAGGCAGCUAGACUAUGCUAAUAUGCCACUAAAGCAGAACCAUAAAGGGAGAUGUUUGUUUGCCAGUAUGCAAAUAAAUACUCUGGAAAUAGGGGAAGAUGAAAAAAAAGUAGGCUCAGCAGUUGGGCUUCCUUCUCUAUUGGAUGGUUCAUCCGCCGCCAGUCAGACUGUACUACAGAGAUUCAGCCUUGCCAUGGUAGACUUCACUUCACCUCCAAGGAGCCCAUCACCUCUUGCAUGACUCUUCGGUGGUUCUUGUGUCUGUCGUUACCUGUGAGAUUAUUUUUUCAGUUUGUCUUAAAAGUGCAAUAUAUUUUUAUUCAUCAGAAGUAAAGAAUGGAGCUGGUUGAGACUCCACUUGCUGCUAUUUGCCUUAUCACGUCAGCCUAAAUCAAACAGUGAACUUGUUGCCUCCCAUUUCACUGAUAGUUAAACGAUAUUUGCUUAUUAUCAAGUGAACUCAUUUGGCAUCUAUGAGGUUGUAAAAGUGUCAAUAAUUUGACACCUUUCUGUGUUUUUAUAUUCAAAUCACAAACGGUUUAAUACUUAUUGGUUUUCUCAGAAUAUGUAUGUAAAGAUAAAUAUUGUUUUAGAAAAUGACUGAAUUGUACCACUUGAUUCUUUUGUUCUUCAGUUUGGCAAAAUUGAGAAAUGAAAGUAUAAAAUAAAAGGUGCAUGUGU
This is a messenger RNA of Melanotaenia boesemani (Boeseman's rainbowfish), 2862 nucleotides long. Its product is annotated as kelch-like protein 12. Gene Ontology annotation, molecular function: protein binding. The transcript is spliced from 13 exons. The record is from RefSeq and is a predicted model, not a curated record. The coding region runs from base 338 to 2134 and encodes 598 amino acids. NCBI's taxonomy places the organism in Eukaryota, Metazoa, Chordata, Actinopteri, Atheriniformes, Melanotaeniidae.